Parus major (Great Tit) is the source of this 4142-nucleotide messenger RNA. It is a transcript of the gene EPHB3, whose product is annotated as EPH receptor B3. Gene Ontology annotation, biological process: cell surface receptor protein tyrosine kinase signaling pathway; protein phosphorylation; axon guidance. The transcript has 16 exons. Gene Ontology annotation, cellular component: plasma membrane; neuron projection. The record is from RefSeq and is a predicted model, not a curated record. Bases 70 to 2985 code for a protein of 971 amino acids. NCBI's taxonomy places the organism in Eukaryota, Metazoa, Chordata, Aves, Passeriformes, Paridae. Gene Ontology annotation, molecular function: ATP binding; transmembrane-ephrin receptor activity; protein binding.
CCGCCGCUGCUCCCCCUUUUGCUGCUCCUGCUGCUCCCCGGUGGCCGCCGCGCUCUGGAGGAGACCCUGAUGGACACGAAGUGGGUGACCUCUGAGUUGUCAUGGACAACUCAUCCGGAGACAGGGUGGGAAGAAGUCAGUGGUUAUGACGAGGCCAUGAACCCUAUCCGCACGUACCAGGUCUGCAAUGUACGGGAGGCCAACCAGAACAACUGGCUUCGUACCAAAUUCAUCCAGCGCCAAGAUGUCCAGCGUGUCUAUGUGGAGCUGAAGUUCACUGUGCGGGACUGCAACAGCAUCCCCAACAUCCCUGGCUCCUGCAAAGAGACCUUCAACCUCUUCUAUUAUGAGUCAGAUACGGAUUCUGCCUCUGCAAACAGCCCUUUCUGGAUGGAGAACCCCUAUAUCAAAGUGGAUACAAUUGCCCCAGAUGAGAGCUUCUCCAAGCUGGAGUCUGGCCGCGUGAACACCAAGGUGCGCAGCUUUGGCCCUCUCUCCAAGAAUGGUUUUUACCUUGCCUUCCAAGACCUGGGAGCCUGCAUGUCCCUCAUCUCUGUCCGGGCCUUCUACAAGAAAUGCUCCAACACCAUUGCUGGCUUUGCUGUCUUCCCGGAGACUUUAACGGGGGCUGAGCCCACUUCCCUGGUCAUCGCACCAGGCACCUGCAUCCCCAAUGCGGUGGAGGUGUCUGUGCCCCUAAAGCUGUACUGCAACGGCGAUGGCGAGUGGAUGGUACCUGUGGGAGCGUGUACAUGUGCUGCUGGAUAUGAGCCCACCAUGAAGGAUACCCAGUGCCAAGCAUGCGGCCCAGGAACCUUCAAGUCUAAGCAGGGGGAAGGUCCCUGCUCUCCCUGCCCUCCCAAUAGCCGGACCACCUCUGGAGCAGCAAUGGUCUGCACUUGUCGAAACGGCUUUUUCCGGGCAGACACGGACCCCGCAGACAGCGCCUGCACCAGUGUCCCCUCAGCCCCCCGCAAUGUCAUCUCCAAUGUGAACGAGACGUCGCUGGUGCUGGAGUGGAGCGAGCCGCAGGACACGGGCGGGCGGGAUGACCUGCUCUACAACGUCAUCUGCAAGAAGUGCAGCGUGGAGCGGCGCCUGUGCACCCGCUGCGACGACAACGUGGAGUUCGUGCCGCGCCAGCUCGGCCUCACUGAGCGACGCAUCUACAUCAGCAACCUGAUGGCCCACACCCAGUACACCUUCGAGAUUCAGGCUGUGAACGGCAUCUCCAACAAGAGUCCCUACCCUCCCCAUUUUGCCUCUGUCAACAUCACCACCAACCAGGCAGCUCCGUCUGCUGUGCCAACGAUGCACCUGCACAGCAGCACUGGGAACAGCAUGACACUGUCUUGGACUCCCCCAGAGAGACCCAACGGCAUCAUUCUGGACUAUGAGAUCAAGUACUCGGAGAAGCAAGGCCAGAGUGAUGGCAUCGCCAACACAGUCACCAGCCAGAAGAACUCGGUGCGGCUGGACGGGCUGAAGGCCAACGCUCGGUACAUGGUGCAGGUCCGGGCACGCACCGUGGCAGGAUACGGCCGCUACAGCCUCCCCACGGAGUUUCAGACAACUGCUGAGGGCGGUUCCACCAGCAAGACUUUCCAGGAGCUGCCUCUGAUCGUGGGUUCGGCCACGGCAGGGCUGGUGUUCAUCAUCGUGGUGGUGGUGAUUGCUAUCGUCUGCUUCAGGAAAGGGAUGGUUACUGAACACCUCCUCUCGUCUCCUUUGGGCAGGAAGCAGCGCAACAACACCGACCCUGAGUACACAGAGAAGCUGCAGCAAUAUGUCACCCCUGGGAUGAAGGUAUACAUUGACCCCUUCACCUACGAGGACCCAAACGAAGCUGUCCGGGAAUUUGCCAAAGAGAUUGACAUCUCCUGUGUGAAGAUUGAGGAGGUCAUUGGAGCAGGGGAGUUUGGGGAGGUGUGCCGUGGGCGCCUGAAGCUGCCUGGCCGCCGUGAGAUCUUCGUGGCCAUCAAGACACUGAAGGUGGGCUACACGGAGCGGCAGCGGCGGGACUUCCUGAGUGAGGCCAGCAUCAUGGGCCAGUUUGACCACCCCAACAUCAUCCACCUGGAGGGGGUGGUGACCAAGAGCCGUCCUGUCAUGAUCAUCACAGAAUUCAUGGAGAACUGUGCGCUUGACUCCUUCCUCCGGUUGAAUGAUGGGCAGUUCACAGUCAUCCAGCUGGUGGGAAUGAUGCGAGGCAUCGCCGCUGGCAUGAAGUACCUUUCGGAGAUGAACUAUGUGCAUCGGGAUCUGGCUGCCCGCAACAUCCUGGUCAACAGCAACUUGGUGUGCAAAGUGUCUGACUUCGGGCUCUCUCGCUUUCUGGAGGAUGACCCAGCUGACCCUACCUACACCAGUUCCCUGGGGGGCAAGAUCCCAAUCAGAUGGACAGCUCCUGAGGCCAUCGCCUACCGCAAAUUCACUUCAGCCAGCGACGUGUGGAGCUACGGCAUCGUCAUGUGGGAAGUGAUGUCCUAUGGGGAGCGACCUUACUGGGACAUGUCCAACCAGGAUGUGAUCAAUGCCGUGGAGCAGGAUUACCGCCUGCCACCCCCCAUGGACUGCCCCACCGCACUGCACCAGCUGAUGCUGGACUGCUGGGUGCGGGACCGCAACCUAAGGCCCAAAUUUGCACAGAUCGUCAACACGCUGGACAAGCUCAUCCGCAAUGCUGCCAGCCUGAAGGUCAUCGCCAGCGUCCAGUCUGGCAUCUCCCAACCUCUCCUGGACCGCACUGUCCCAGAUUACACCACCUUCACCACCGUGGGAGACUGGCUGGAUGCCAUCAAAAUGGGACGGUACAAGGAGAACUUUGUCAAUGCUGGGUUUGCCUCCUUUGACCUGGUGGCACAGAUGACUGCGGAGGACCUGCUGAGGAUAGGAGUGACGCUAGCAGGGCACCAGAAGAAGAUCCUGAGCAGCAUUCAGGACAUGAGGCUGCAGAUGAACCAGACGCUCCCAGUGCAGGUUUGACCACAGGGGACUCUGCAUUGGAACGGACCAAGGGAACCUGCCAAAAAGGUUCAGUUUGCGGUGCAGCCCAGCUUCCUGUUUUCCCCUCCACAUGGCGCUCCUCUGCCUCGGACGGUCGCCUGGGAUGGGAUGGGACGGGACACCCUUCCCUGGAUCGAAGGCACUCAUGCUGAGAGGGAGCCCAGCUUUUCGUCCCGUGUCCUGGAAUGGCGAGGCAGCAACACAUCUUCAUAUUGAAGAUGGAUUAUGGGACAGAGAUGGCACAACCCACUUCUCACCCUGUCUUGGUGCUCAUCGGUUUGAAGAGUUGUUCUGCUUCUUGGAUUUCUUUUCACCCUGUUUUUUCCCCCAGUCCUCACUUCCCUCACCUCCCCGAGGCCACAGACUGUUGACCCGUCCGCUGAGUCCAUCAGACACGUCCAAAGCCUUCCCUAACUCUGUUCCCCACACAGAAGCAGCCGGGGGAGGCUGAGCCAACAACAGGGCUGGGGCCACCAGCCCCAGACAAUCACUCCUCUCCUCCAGCCCUGGCAAGCCCUCCGCCCAAGGGUCUGCACUGGAACGUGUCCGAAGGGAAGGCUUCGCUCCCUUUCUUGGCUUUGCACGCCAGAACCCGAACCCAAUUUACUAUGCAGGGAGUUAGGCAAAAAAAAAAAAAAAAAAGGAAAAAAACCCAGAUAUAUUAAAAAAAGGUAAGAGGAGCAGAAAGGGGAGGAAGGGGGACCAGGUGCCCAGCUCCUCAUCUCUUACCCUCUUGGUUCUCCUGGCCAGCUCUGGACUGCAGAGCAAGGCCAUCAGCACGUUUGCACAGGGACCCUCCGCCCCCGGACCGACGGCAGCCACGCUCCCCCUGAGGGGCCGGAGAGCAGGGCUGGGGCGGGGGCUGCACCGGGGGCCGUGGCUCCCCCAGCCUCCUCUUUUAUGCAGAAGGAGCAGGUGCCGCCGGCGCGGCUGCCCACUCCUGACACACGCUGUGAUUGCUGCCAAAAGACUCACUCACCUUUCCCUGAGGAUUCACUGCAGCCCGGUUCCUCCGAGCCGAGGGAGAGACUCCCAGCGUGCCUGAGUGUGCGUGAGUGUGUGCAUGCGUGCGUGGGUGUGUGCUGGCCGCAGGACUGUGGGAGGCAAUGGGCAGAAUAAAGGCAAUAAGAAUUUUA